Messenger RNA from Drosophila navojoa, 587 nucleotides. RefSeq names its product alpha-ketoglutarate-dependent dioxygenase AlkB (gene AlkB). Gene Ontology annotation, molecular function: ferrous iron binding; oxidative RNA demethylase activity; broad specificity oxidative DNA demethylase activity. The record is from RefSeq and is a predicted model, not a curated record. Gene Ontology annotation, cellular component: nucleus; cytoplasm. Gene Ontology annotation, biological process: oxidative RNA demethylation. Lineage: Eukaryota; Metazoa; Arthropoda; Insecta; Diptera; Drosophilidae.
UAUUGUUUGCUUGUCUGAAAUCCUAGUUGGUGGAGCUGAAGGACAUCUCCAGAAUGAAUAUACAAAAUAAUCUAUGUUUACCGAUUGGCUUGAAGCCGCGGCAUACGUGGCGAUGUUACGUGCUUGAGAAGCAUCCGGGUCUUUUGAUUAUACGUAAUCCAUUUACAUACAGAGGACAGCGUUAUUGGAUAGCUCGAAGCCUUCGUGAUUAUCCGCUACCACCCAAUAUAGUGAACUUGGAUGCAAAAAAUUUUCCUUCUAAGACGAUAGCUGACUGGUGGGGAGAGUUACAAAACUGUACUGACCCAAAUGUUACUCACCGUCUUAAGACAGCGUUGCGCUGGACCACUUUAGGGUACCAUCAUAACUGGGAUACUAAGAUUUACGAUAAGACAAUCCACACAGUGUUCCCAAGUGAUUUAGACAGCUUGUCCCAAUAUUUUGCUCUUACUUUAGGGUUUCCAAGUUUUAUUCCACAAGCUGGAAUUAUCAAUUACUAUCCGAUUGGAACUUAUUUAUCUGGACACACCGAUCAUUCUGAGAUGAAUCAUGAAGCACCGCUCUUAUCAUACAGGUAUAUACGAUGG